Molecule: messenger RNA, 3308 nt
Organism: Carcharodon carcharias (great white shark)
Lineage: Eukaryota; Metazoa; Chordata; Chondrichthyes; Lamniformes; Lamnidae
Gene: afap1l2
Product: actin filament associated protein 1-like 2
Exons: 20
Coding region: 643-2982 (779 amino acids)
Biological process (GO): regulation of interleukin-6 production; positive regulation of interleukin-8 production; positive regulation of DNA-templated transcription
Cellular component (GO): cytosol
Molecular function (GO): SH2 domain binding; SH3 domain binding
Source: RefSeq, a predicted model, not a curated record
AAUCGCAGGUCUGCCCACGAUGAUUCCGAGUGUCUUCGAAAGUGAUCCACUGACCCGACUGAAGGAAGAAAGAUUGAGGCUGAUCGAGCUCGAAUUUACUCGGCUCUUUGCGAUUUUGGACGAGUUUUCCAACUGAGCCAGAAGGAACAAGAGUCAGCGGGCGGGGCUGUGGCAGCUUUUACACUGAAUGAAAGUAGUUGGUAAAAGUUUGAGCAGAGGGACGGGACAGGACACGGCCAGUGACUGAAGAAUCUGAUGCGUGUUAUUAUCUGGGAUUGCUACAUACACGCGCACACAAAAAGGCACUUCAAGGGGCGUCUGACUUUCUAAGUAUUACACAUGGAUAGGAGCAAAGGUCAUUUUUCUUCUCUUAACUCCUCGCAGUACAACCAUAAAAUGCAGAAUAGAACAAACUUGGAUUAAAGAACAGAAUCACUGUGAUUGAAUGCAACUUGCUGCUUUUAAGCAGUUUGAGACUUUACAUUGUAAGCGCUGGAUCAGCUGCUUGCAGAACUUGAGACAUUUUUGAAGUUACUGGAUAAUGAAAACCUCAGCCUUAGCGCCUUAGCAAAAAAAUGUGUCUUAUCUGAUCUACUUCACAACAUCAUCAGUUCUUCAGCUGGAGAGGAGGAAUAUAUCUAUAUGAACAAAGUUCUGCUUGAAGAAACAACUGCAACUGAGAAGAAAACAUCAGAGAAAGGCCUGGAUCAUGGCGAUAUUCCCAAUGGAAUAGAUUUUAGGAAGAUCACCCCUGCACCUCAGAAGAGCUUGCCUGAGCUUCCACCCACAAAAGCUAUACCAGACAGGGAGCCAUUUCUUUUAUCCAGGACAGAGCCUGUUGAAGGCCACUACGAGGAGGCUGAGCCAUAUGACACAGUCAAUAAUGAUGAGGUCGAUGCUGUCAGUAGCUCUUAUGAAUCCUAUGAUGAGGAAGAGAACACCAAGGGGAAAUCAAUGACCCAUCAGUGGCCUUCUCCAGAGGCUUCCAUUGAACUGAUGAAAGAUGCCCGGAUUUGUGCUUUCCUCUGGCGAAAGAAGUGGCUGGGACAGUGGGCCAAACAACUGUGUGUCAUAAAAGAGUGCAAACUUCUGUGUUACAAAAGCUCAAAGGACCAGAAUCCUCAACUGGAUGUGAGUCUGAUUGGCUGUACUGUUAUCUAUAAAGAGAAGCAAGUAAAGAAGAAGGAACAUACACUGAAGAUCACACCAGUCAAUUCAGAUGUUAUAGUACUGGGUCUCCAAAGCAAGGAGCAAGCAGAGCAGUGGUUAAAGGUGAUUCAGGAGAUCAGCAACAUUCAAGGUGAUGGCUUUACUGAUGGAAAUCUUGUAGCCAUAGACCAUUCCCGCAUUCAUGGCCAAAGGCUGGAUUCAUCAGAACGCUAUUCAGGUGCAUCGGAGAGUGGAAACAGCACUGAUGGUGGAUCUGUGCAUGAUAUCACGGAGACUAAGGAUGUGAAAAAGAAAUCCAGCAUUGGGGACCUUAAAACUGCAGGCCUGAAGCUGAGUAGUUUUAUGAAUCUUGGGAAAAAGAAACCUAUAUCUGUGGAGAUUCCUAUUAACAAUAAGAAGAAUGUUGAAGCAUCAGGGUAUUUGAAUGUGUUUAUGAAUAGCCAAUGGCGUACACGUUGGUGCCAGGUGAAAAAUGGACUUAUUCACUUCUACCAGGACAAGAGUAAAAACAAAGCUGUUCAAAAUCCUCUGAGCCUAGAAGGCUGUGAGGUUAUUCCUGACUCUACUCCAGAACAUUUAUAUUCCUUCCGCAUUCUGCAGGAUGGUGAGGAGGUAGCUUCUCUAGAGGCUAAGUCUUCGGAAGAGAUGGGUUACUGGCUUGGUCUUCUGCUGGCAGAAUCAGGAUCUAAGACAGACCCUGAAGAGUUCACUUAUGACUAUGUAGAUGCUGACCGAGUGUCUUGUAUAGUGCAUGCAGCCAAACAUUCUUUAUAUUUACUGCAACGAAGAUACUCAGAGCCAAACACAUAUAUCGAUGAUUUGCCAGUGGUACAGAACCAAUCAGAUGACCUGUAUGAUGAUGUGGAUAUACCUGAAUCUGUGGAUGAUAAAGCUAAUGAGGAACAGUGCUAUGGGGAAGAUCAAACAAGGGUUUAUUUGGACUUAACUCCAGUAAAAUCAUUCCUUCAUUCCAGUAACAACAAACUAGGCUCUAAUGCACUACCAAAUGCAUCAAACUCUGAGAAUGGAAGAGAGGCUUCAAAUCUUUUACAAAUGAAUGACAAGGACACAGCUAGUGAUUCAGAUUCUGGGAUCAUUGCAAGGCCUUUGGAGUCUGGUAUUAAGAUAUCUCAAGUGAAAGCAGAGUUUGAAGAAAAGUCUUCAAAGACUGGCAGUAAGCCUUCCAAUGGUCAGAAAGUGGUGAUGCCUUGGGUGGAUCCAAAUAAGAAUGGCACACAAGCAAGUAAUCAACAAAUGAAGGCAGUCAUGGAGUGUGUUGAAAAGCAGAAGCUGAGCGCAACAGUAUCAAUUGAAACUAAGUUUGGGAAAAAUCGAACUGAGGCAGAUCUAAAAAAAUUCAUUGAAGAGAAAGAAAAACUGGAGAAGGAGAAGGAGCAGCUUCGAAAUGAACUGAUGCAACUGAGGAAACAGAAGAGGGAGGUGAAGGACGCAAUAGCAGUUUGCAAAGAUAAGCAAGUACUUUGCACUCAGGAGGAAAAGCUGCGACAGAUUGAAGAAGAAUGCAAAUCAAAGGAAAACAACAGGGUCGACCUGGAACUUAAGCUGGUAACAGUGAAGGAGAACUUGAAGAAAGCUGAGUCAGGGCCAGUAACGUUGGGAACAACUGUGGAUGCCAGUCAUUUUGACAAUCUAAGCACAAAUGUUAAGCCCUCCAAUCUGAAUAACAGUCCUGACAGCUCACCUGUGAACUCUGCUGCAGCCUUAAAGAAUAGACCAUUAUCUAUUAUGCAGUCUGGAAAGGGGACUGUCCUACAAAAAGCAAAGGAAUGGGAAAAGAAAGCUACCAGCUAGAAAAUAUAUUGAAUGAGGAUGGACAAUAAAUGCAGAAACUGUAGCCUUUGGAAGGAAGAGAUGCUUUUCUUCAUCUAUUCAUGGAAGGCAGAUAUAGAAAGCCACUAGUACUUGGCACACUUUUUCAUAUAUGAAAGUUUCUACUGCCCCAGUCGUCAACAGGAACUCACACACUAAUAUCAUGGGCCAUUACUCAAAGCAUCUGAGGAUUUUGGAGGCUCUUCAUUUCAUGGUUGAAAAUUGUAUGCUUAAGAAAUCUGUGGGUAUGACUUCUAGUAAAGUUUAAUGUUUAGUAAAUAAAUACUGUCUUAAGUCAUUCAGUACAA